This is a messenger RNA of Scatophagus argus, 1295 nucleotides long. RefSeq lists its product as uncharacterized. The record is from RefSeq and is a predicted model, not a curated record. The coding region runs from base 101 to 856 and encodes 251 amino acids. Lineage: Eukaryota; Metazoa; Chordata; Actinopteri; Scatophagidae. The transcript is spliced from 4 exons.
UGAUGCUCGUGUCUGAUUUGAAACAAAGCUCUACUCACGAGUGACACAAACAUGUUUCAGCUUUCUCACUAAGUUUCAGGUCUGACAUCCAAAAACAACCAUGAAGUUCCACAUGAUGAUUUUCCUCGUUUUCACAGUGACAGUCUCAUCUGAUGCUGAGGAAGUGAAGAACUUGACAGGCACAGAGGGAGGGUCCAUCACUAUACCUGACUCUGUGAUGGAGAGGGGAUUUCUCUCCUUUGGAGGAAAGAUUGUUGCUAUGGUGACUGAGAGGAAACUAGAGACUUUUGAUGAAAUUUACAAGAAUAAACUUCUCUGGAACAACAACACUGGACUCUUUACAAUCACAAGACUGCAGAGGGACGACUCAGGGAUUUAUCAUAUUGACAACAGGAAAACAGGAAGAGGUUUCCCUAGAACUUAUAGAAUCACAGUGUAUGAGGCUGUCCCAACUCCUACAGUGAUCACACUGAAUGUGAGUGCUGAGAGCUGCACCUUGCUGUGCUUUGUGGAGAAAGCUGAAGAGACGACUCUGUUGUGGUACAGAGACGAGGACAAAGUGAAUCAGAGCAGCGUCGCUCUCUCUCUGCCUCUCACUGUACACCAACAGGAUUUCAGCUCCUCUUAUAGAUGUGUGGCUGCAAACCCUGCUGAACAGAAGACUCUUCUAGUCAAUGUUGUGACAUCCUGUGGUGGACAGAACAAGAUGGACAUCACAAGAGACACUAACACACGGUCCUGGCUGUUCCUGAUUCCCGUGGUUGUCUUUGGGACUGCGGUUACUGUUGGCAUUAUUUUGACUGAUAUGAGAAGAGAGAGAAAAAGAGCUACGACUGUUUCAUCAGCUCUACACUGAUGUCAGCCGCGUUUUAAUUCUUAUCCAUCAAAUAAUAACAGAGGAAACAUAUGCUGCAUGUGUUUUUUAAAUCUGAUAAGUUCAUCUCUUUCUUUCAGCUGCAGCUUUUCCAAAGACACUUGUGCCAAACAGAGCCCUGCACUGUCCACUUCCCCGCUUUGAAAGAGGUCAUUGGCAGCUUCCCACAGAACAACAUCAGUGCGCAAAAACAACAGCUAUAGCAUCUCUUUCUGUGGAAGUUAACAAACGCUUUCAGGAUUUUGCAGUUAUUGAAAAGGACAUGUUGAUUUUCUCUUCAUCUCUUCAUUUGCUAAGAAAAUGCUGAGCUUCCUCAGAAUCAGAAGUCUUUAUUGCCAUGUAAGUGAAGAAGUUUCACAUUACUAGGAAUUUGUUUUGGUGAUUGGUGCAUACAUAGAACAUAAGAAUGAGUAACAUAUAA